Messenger RNA from Aspergillus niger, 984 nucleotides. RefSeq lists its product as uncharacterized. Gene Ontology annotation, molecular function: single-stranded DNA binding; damaged DNA binding. NCBI's taxonomy places the organism in Eukaryota, Fungi, Ascomycota, Eurotiomycetes, Eurotiales, Aspergillaceae. The transcript has a single exon. The coding region runs from base 1 to 984 and encodes 327 amino acids. Gene Ontology annotation, cellular component: nucleus; ERCC4-ERCC1 complex; nucleotide-excision repair factor 1 complex. Gene Ontology annotation, biological process: UV-damage excision repair; nucleotide-excision repair; meiotic mismatch repair. The record is from RefSeq and is a predicted model, not a curated record.
AUGGACCCAGUAGCACGUUCAGAAUCUGCUACGCCCCGAGCGUCUGGUGCCUCGACGCCGCAGCCACCGUCUAAAGUCCAGCAGCCUAAGCCACAAGCACUCCCCAGCAGGUCUGGUCCAUCUGCCAUCCUCGUGUCAACGCGACAAAAAGGCAAUCCGAUAUUGAAUCACAUCAAACUGCUGCCAUGGGAAUAUGCAGAUAUUCCGGCCGACUAUGUGGUCGGAAAUACCACCUGUGCUCUAUUUCUUUCCUUGAAGUACCACCGGUUACAUCCCGAAUAUAUCUACUCGCGAAUUCGUCUCAUAGCAGGAAAAUACCUUUUACGUAUUAUCCUGGUUAUUGUGGAUAUCCCGAAUCAUGAAGAAAGCUUGAAGGAGCUUUCGAAGACAUCCAUCGUCAAUAACUUGACGCUGAUCCUUUGCUGGUCUGCACCCGAAGCUGCACACUAUCUUGAAUUGUUCAAGUCUUCUGAAAACUCUCAACCUAUUGCUAUUCGCACGCAGCAAGCUCAGUCAUACAAGGAAUCUCUUGUUGAGUUCGUCACGACACCCCGAAGCAUUAAUAAAUCAGAUGCAGCAAGCUUGAUAUCUACGUUUGGGAGCCUGCAGAAUGCGGUUAAUGCCCAACCAGAGCAGAUCAGUGCAGUACCCGGAUGGGGUGAGAAGAAGGUCAGGCAGUGGUGUACUACAGUAAGAGAAGGCUUUAGGGCCGAGUCGGCGAAGAGGGUAACUGCCAGGGGAGGAAUCGCUAGAGGUCAUGCAACCGGGGUUGUUGAGGAUCAUGGAGACCGAACCUUCAAUUCUUUGGAAACAAGUGAAGACAACGCCGCAGAAUCAAUCCUAGCAGAUGCAGAGGAGGGUCGGCUAGAAACACGGAGACAAGCUAUCGAAGAGCGACGAUUGCAGGAGUCGAGUCAGCAGGAGGAAGAGAUGAGUGAGGGCAUCAUGGCGGCUCUGGCGAAGUAUCGACAGGACGGCGGUUGA